AUGGCGACCGACGUGGUCAAGCACGAGUUCAAGCAGGAGUUCAGGGAUGAGUUUCAUGAGGACAUCCAGGAAGAGGACGGAUUCGCCGCCUCAGCAUCGUCCAUGUCAGCUUCGCCGUCUCCCUGCAAGUCCCCUCUUCCGACGCCCAAGUCCGGCACUCCGAGCAAAAUCAUGAAGUCCCCCGCCCAUGGAUCCAAAUCGCAAGGCUCCGGGUCCAGGCGGCCGGCCCGCAAGAGCACCCUCACGCAGCAGCAGAAGAACCAGAAGAGACAACGGGCAACGCAGGACCAGUUGACGACGCUUGAGAUGGAAUUCAACAAGAACCCGACCCCCACGGCCACUGUGCGCGACAGGAUAGCCGAGGAGAUCAACAUGACCGAGAGGUCUGUUCAGAUCUGGUUCCAGAACCGGCGCGCCAAGAUCAAGAUGCUGGCCAAGAAGAGCCUCGAAAGCGGCGAAGACAUGGACUCCAUCCCUGAGUCCAUGCGUCAGUAUCUUGCAAUGCAGGCUAUGGAGUCGGGCAAGAGCAUCCCGGGCUUCUUCGGUCGUACCGGCCUCAUGCCCUACGGCCACCAAGGUAUGAUGGGUGGCGAGCAGUCUGGGCCUGGCAAAGUUUUGAUUCACCACCUCAGCUGUCGCUCCCUGACCAUCGGCAGGUGGAUGCGGGUUGGUCAGAACGCGAUGGAUUUGAUCAUUUUCUACUCGCCUGACAAGUGCACGAUGACCUACUACAUCAACAACGACCAGGCCGGGUACAAGAUCGAAUACCCGUUUUCCUACAUCAAGAACAUCUACUUGAACAACGUCGAGGGCGGUGAUCAACUUGGCGGCAUCACGAUUGAGCUCCUGAACUCGCCCAAUUUCUUCAUGGACUCAUCGACGACUGCGACCUUCAUCCAGGUCAACGAUUUCACCGAGGAUCUGCAAGCUUCCCGGGUGCUGACGCAUCACCUUGGUGGAAACCCAAAGGUGCUGAGCGGCCAGCUGGCGAAGUUGGUCAGUUUGGAAGCUUUCAUUCAUCGUCACAGUGCGCCUGCGCCCGUCUUCGACCAACUUCACCCCAUGUCCAUGUCUGCCCCGGUUUCGCCGGCACGACCGUCGUCGCAACCCAACUUCGCACAGCCACACGUGGGCAUGUUUCAAGAAUCGCAGUGGGGUAUUGCGCCUCAUCACCACCAGACCAUGAUGAUGCGUGGCCCAGGCCACAAGAGGCAGCGCAGCCGCAGUGUACCGGGUCCCAUCGACUUCCAGACGAUGCAGAUGCUACAGCACCCCCCGAGCUUCCACAUUACGCAGCCCGAAAACCAGGCGCCGACUCACAACCCCCAGAUCUUCAGCCCGGUGCCCCAGCAGCCCAACAUGCUGGGCCCUGUCGGACCCAACCUGCGGAUCGAUACCCGGGCUGGCUUCGGUGCGUUGGACAUGCGAGCAUAUCCGCUCUCCGCGACAACGGCCCCCUCGCCGUCGGACUAUUCGAGUCCCAACUUCUUCGCCAGCCAGGCACCUGACAACGGUGGAAUUUCGGCACCCAGCUUUACCCCCUACAGCGGCACGUUUUCUCCUCUGGUCAACCCGGCAAACCUGGGCGUUCCUCCACCGUCGAUCUCACCGCUCUCGUUCAACCACCCUGACCCGGCGAUUGUGGGAGAAUCACCGCCCAUGUCGAUGCCUCCGAUUUGCGAGGGUUCUGGUAUCUCGGACGACGGUGCCAACCUGAACGACAUGUACCAGACCGGAAAGCCGACCAUGACGCUGCCGAUGCAUCCGCACUCACCGUUUGUGGAGCCAAACCAAGCCGACAUGGAGCUCAACCAGUUCAUGGAUUUGAAACGCUUCGAUGCGGAGCAAGCCUCGCUCUCGCCCGAGAGCGUCCAAGCCCAGUAA
Molecule: messenger RNA, 1884 nt
Organism: Chaetomium globosum CBS 148.51
Lineage: Eukaryota; Fungi; Ascomycota; Sordariomycetes; Sordariales; Chaetomiaceae
Exons: 3
Coding region: 1-1884 (627 amino acids)
Biological process (GO): regulation of transcription by RNA polymerase II; cell differentiation
Molecular function (GO): DNA-binding transcription factor activity, RNA polymerase II-specific; RNA polymerase II cis-regulatory region sequence-specific DNA binding
Source: RefSeq, a predicted model, not a curated record